AUGCCGCCCGCGCUGCUGGAGCUGCCGUCGCCGAUCACUUGUGAAAGCCACCUGUUCAGCAUGGCCGCUUCGCUUGCAAUAUGGUCAUGCUGCCGGCGUUUCCAGCCAACCUCUCUGCCGUCGGAGCUUCUGGCUCGCCUCGUCGGCAAGCGUACCCAUUGCAAACUCUCUCGUCGGCUGCAUCCUGCUUUGGUGUGUCUGGUGCAGCACGCUUGUGAAAGCCACCUGGGCACGAACCCAGAUGCACGAGUGCCUCGCAUCCAUCUUGCUACGACCGCACGUUUUGGCAGUGCCGCCCUUCCCUGCAUCAAUCAAUGCUUCCGGCUGGCCUCGAAGCGGCCUGGUCAUUGCGAGGAUGCAGAAGAGUCAGCAGUUGCACCCCUUUUCGAGUCUCCAAUGGUGUGA
This is a messenger RNA of Symbiodinium sp. CCMP2592, 405 nucleotides long. The record is from the annotation of a GenBank genome assembly. NCBI's taxonomy places the organism in Eukaryota, Dinophyceae, Suessiales, Symbiodiniaceae.